Messenger RNA from Oncorhynchus mykiss (rainbow trout), 5022 nucleotides. RefSeq names its product protein O-mannosyl-transferase TMEM260. Lineage: Eukaryota; Metazoa; Chordata; Actinopteri; Salmoniformes; Salmonidae. The record is from RefSeq and is a predicted model, not a curated record.
UGGUGGUGGAGCAGAGAAGCUGGGUGCUGACUGGCGCCACUGUCGCCUUUGUCGCAGCGCUUUACCUGCCCUGCACACAGAAGGCUGUCCCCGGUGGAGACUCAGGAGAGCUGAUCACCGCUGCUUGUGAGCUGGGGGGAGGCUGUGUCGGUGUCACUAUGCCAGUAAUCCUGCCGUUAGUGCCGCAGUCCGUGUGGCCUGCGUGUCAGGCCUCCCCAGUGUUCGGCGGUCCUCCCUGGGCCCGGGAACGCCGGCCCUCCCCUCUGAUCCCCUGAGCUCUGGAGCUCUCUCUCCCCACAGCUCCCAGUGGCCUUGGUGUCCCUCCGCUGUCUUUUAGCUCUUUAACUAUGAGCCGGUCCAUCUCGAUUUUCCCCCACAUCCCGUCUUUCCUACCUCCACCUCAUGUUCACCUGUGUGGUACUGCCUGCCUGUCUGACCCACCCAUCUGUUUAUCAAACUGAGAUUUUUCACUGUCUCCCUUCACCCCUUCCUUUUCUUUCUCUCUCUCUCUUGGGCUCCUCCCCCUUCUCUGUGCCUUUUUACUGGCCACAUUUCUUCUCCUUCUGUCUUUCCAUUUGACCUCCCUUUGACCUCCCUUGCUUUAAAAGCUCCUCCAGUCUCUCCCCACUCUCCUCAGACCUAGCUGAGGCUGGUUGUUGUGGACAUACCCAAGGAUCCAGUGAGCCUCGGCCGUGUCCGUGAUGAUUGGUGGUGCAAUCACUCCCUCACCUCUCAGUGGCGGCUCCAUUUGAAGGGCUGCCCCUGCUCUACGGCUGACCCAGCCUUAUCUGUGUCAGGGAAGGAGUCUGUGUGUAAUGACUGAGCCCUUAUCGGCCUGGAGGAGACUUAGCGGCUAAUUGCAGUGAUUUCUGGGAUCCCCCGGGUGAGAGUGGCUGCGGCUCUGAGGGGAUUUGGGAGGCUGGUGUGCACCACGUGCUGCAGCACGGACCCCAGAGAGUUGCCCUGUCCUUGGGAAGUGAUGAAGGGAGGAAGAGGAGGAGGAAUGGUUUGUGUAGAGAGACAAAAGAGGGUUGGGAGGCCCUCUCAUAGCAGAGUCAGUCAGUCAGUGGUCAGGACCCAGUAACAGUAUGGCUGUCUAGGCCUACCACUCCAUCCCUUCACUUCCACCACCACUCCCCCUGGGGCACUCAGGUACAGCACUGGUGGAAGUGAGGCUAAUUAAAAUGACAGGCUUUCAUUACCCUGCUACCACCUCUCCCUUUCAUCCUGCCUCAGCCCCGUACCCCCACUCUGUAUAGUUCCACCACACUUAUUUAAACAUUUCCCACUCCUCAAACGCAUUAGCCUGAUAUCCUGGGCCAGGAGUAUUUCCUGAAUGGGCCAGGAAAAACUUCUACCUAUACACUGAUGUCCUCAGGAUAGUGGGUUCCCUCCUGUCGCUCUCCUCAUCAUCCCUCCCCCGGUUACUGUCCUUUCUCUCUCUCUCUGUUGGUGCAGGUGGCUCACCCCCCGGGAUACCCAGUCUUCACCCUCUUAGCCUGGCUGGCUCUGUCCCUACUGCCCUAUCUCUCCCUCUCCGUGUCUCCGGCCCACAGUGUCAACCUGCUGAGCAGCAUGCUGGGGGCCGGGGCCAGCGGGGCCCUCUGCUUCACUGUCUGCAGACUGGCAGGCCCAGGGCCGGGUGCGGUGCUGGCUGGUGGAGUGUUUGCUGUGUCCAGGCUCAGCUGGCAGUGGUCGGUGGUGGCUGAGGUCUUCUCCCUCAACAACCUCUUUGUUGGGCUCCUCUUCUCCCUGACUACCAGCUUCCACUGUGCUGACAGUGCCCCCCAGAGGAGGAAGGUUUCCCAUUGGGGGGCGCUGUGCUGUGGCCUGGGUCUGUGUAACCAGCACACUCUGGUGCUGUACGUGGUGGUCAUCAUUCCCUGGGUCCUGCUCCAACUCUACUCUCACAGAGAGCUGUCUGUCUGUGGGCUGAUGUCUCUGGGACUGUGUUUCCUGGGGGGUCUACUGCCCUACGUCUACCUGCCUAUCUCCUCCUACCUGAACACAGCUCGCUGGAGCUGGGGAGACCAGACUUCCCUCUCAGGCCUCUUUACUCACCUACUGAGGACUGAAUACGGCACCUUCAGCCUGGCCAAGACAGAAGGUACCGGGAACCUCACCAUGAUGCUAAAGGCUCAGCUGGACCACUGUAUGGCUGACCUGUCCCUCCCUGUGCUGGUCCUGGCUGGACUGGGCAUGUUCCUCAUCUCCUGGGACAGGAGACGCCUUGUUGUUCCCUGGCUACUGACGGCCAUGCUGCUACUCUACUCCCUGUUCUUUGCCUGGAGAGCCAACCUGGACAUCAGCAGACCCCUACUGCUGGGAGUGGUGGAGCGGUUCUGGCUUCAGAGCGAUGCUGUGGUGUGUGUGCUGGCUGGGCUGGGCCUGAGUUGGACACACACAGGCCUGGAGAGGAGGCUAGGCCAUGGGGGUCUGUGGAGGGCCGGAGGCUGGCUCUUCACCGUAGGUGUCCUGGCACACAUGGUGCACUCCAACCAUCGGGAGUGUGAUCAGAGCAUUAACAGUGUUGUGGAGCGGUUCGGCAGGGAGCUUCUGGCCUCUGUUCCUCCAGACUCUAUCAUCCUGACCCGGGGAGACCUCCCAGGGAACUCUCUGCGCUACCUCCACUACUGCCAGGGGGUCCGGCCUGACGUACACCUCGUUGACCAGGAGAUGAUGACGUACAGCUGGUACGUGGCCAAGCUGGGCCAGCAUCACCCUGGGGUUCAUUUCCCUGGGCUCUGGUGGGACCCGGUCCACACUGAGGAGAAGGACACCUUCAGUCUGGAGCAGUUCCUCUCUCACAACACACGGGGGGCCGUGCUGGCCUGCAUCGGGCUGCCUAACGGGGACCCCAGCUGGGAGAGGAGCUUCUCACGCUGGCCCCUAGGCGUGUGUGACCACCUGGUGCCUGCCCAGGAGCACUUCCACCCAGAGGAGUGGGCCCGUCGCACCCGCUACAUCUAUAACUGGACCGAGCCACACAACAGUUUCCACCCAGGGUCCUGGGAGAGGGUGGCUAAUGAGGAGAUGUGGCAGGCCAGGAUGAAGACGGCUUUCUUUCUGUUUGACCUGGCUGAGAGGAUCCAGGGAGAGGGGAAAGCUCGCCUGUUUGAGCUCUCCUACACUCUGUAUAAGGAGAUUGUGGAGAGCCAUACAGACUACCCUCCCAACUGGGAUAAAAACCUGGCCCUGGCCAGCGAGAGGCUCCUGCGUUCAGGGAAGCAGGGCCACAGCCCUGAUAGCCUGCUGACCUGCAGCAUCCAGCACUUCAGCCUGUACCUGGACAAGGAGCCCACGGACUCCCAGGCCCCCGCCAUCCACACUGCCGUCUCCCACCUGCUGCAAGAGAGGACCAGGCUCCGGCAGAAACACACCCCGUGAGGGAGGGGAGUGUCAGAUAGAGCAGGCAUACAGGAAGUACUGCAGGACACCAUGGAGACUGAGGAGGAGAGGUCCUCUCAAUGAGUGUGGCAGCCAGGGGAUGUUGACUGACCUACAUGCUGCGUCUGGUGCUCUAACUUCUCUGGUGGUUGGGAUGAAGGGUUUUCUCAGGGGUUGAACACGCCCAGUACAGUGGAGAGUAGACUGGGCUCUACCGGCAGUCAUCAUGGACAAAUGUAUGUAUGAUGCCCUGGAAAAUUCUGUGAUGAAGUAGGGCAGGAAAAACAUCCCUUGUCAAAGAAUUGGCUACAACAUGGGACCUAAUAUGGAGGUAGUGCUGGUGAUGGGGCUCUCUGUGAUGAGGUGGGGUUGUCCAGACAAACAGGAACCAGGCUGCACCUCACACUGCAGCAAUGUUUUCCACUGGGGACAUUACAUGAUUUUUGCAGCCUGGAUUGAACCCAAUCAAGCUGUUCAAGUCUCCCACACACACACUUUUAUUUACUGUUUCCCUGUCUCAUUUUUCUGUCUCUCUCUCUCUCUGCAUCUCUUUCUCUCAAACAGCUUUUAACGUUAUGAUUAUGUGGCCGUGGCCACCUGCUGAUUUAGUUAUAUUUUUCUCCCAUUAGGUGGCAGGGCUGAGAUUGAGGGAAACCCAAUUUGGGUGCAGAAAUGGGGGAUUAGAGCAGGCUCUUAAUCUGUGACAGAUUUGUGCAUUGCCACGCUGUCGCUGUCCUGGGCUCUGGUCUCUUAGCGUGACCCUGGCUCCCAGUCGCCACCCCUGCCCAUCCAUCCAUCUGAGUUGGUCCUUUAAAAACAAAUGGAUUCAAUUAGCUUUUUUUUCUCCCUUUGACGACAGAGCUAUAAUCCCUCAUAGAUUUAAAUUAAAUAUGAAAUGUUACAAUGCCAGGGACCCUUUUAGAGGUGUGUGUGUGUGUGUGUGUGUGUGUGUGUGUGUGUGUGUGUGUGUGUGUGUGCCCCUCCAGUGAUACGCAGAGAGGAAAAACACACGCACACACACCGAGCAGUGGAGCGCUUUCAUUUCCAGAGAGACAUUCCGUCACGCAGACAUCGAGUCACAACCACAGUCACGCAGACACUCAGAGACGUUGCAUCCAGACAUGCAAAGGUCCUCAGCAGCACAACCUACACUCCUGGGUAGAUGGACUCAGUCACUUGAGGCUGGUCUGAGAGACAUGGUGAUUCAGUACACUUAAUUACAUAUUUAACUACUUUCCCUUUCAUUCCUUCUCCCCUCUGUUCUCACAUAGACUUUCUACCUAAUUUACCGUAAACAUUCUCAGUCUGUGAACAUGCCAUUUCACUCUUUUGGGGCUGGUGUGUUUGAUAUUUGGGCGCCACUGAUUUCUAUGAGACCUGGUCCACAGCCACUCCUGUGUCCUGUCCUGUCAUCUGCUCUCAUUGUACUUUUAAUGGCAUGGACAGAGAGGGCAGAGCACUAGAAGUGCUGCUCCGGGUCCUCUCAGAAAACAACCUGCCCUCUGCUCUGUCCACGGGGCUGGCUGAUGAGAACGGGCCUAGGACAGAUGGUACAUCUCGCUCUCUCAGAAAAAAGUAUUUUUCUGUUCUCCAAAGAUUAAAAUACUCUAAGAAAGAUUUUUUCCACUUUAAAAA